AGACUGUUAUGGCAAGAAGAAAGUCUCAAAAGAGUCUCUGUUGGAAACUAGAGUCAAACAGCUUAUGGACUGGAACCAAAGGAAGCCAGUCAUUAGAUUAAAUGGAGACAAAUACAGAACGUACUUACGAGCAUCACCAAGGAAUUACUCUGUCAUCCUUAUGCUUACAGCUCUUGCACCACACAGACAAUGUACCAUUUGUAGAGAAGCUAAUAACGAGUUUACAAUCCUUGCCAACUCUUGGCGUUACUCACAGCAGUAUUCCAACAAAGUGUUUUUUGCAGUUGUUGAUUUUGACGAAGGUCCAGAUGUAUUUAGUGCGUUGCGAUUGAAUUCUGCACCAAUGUUCAUGCACUUUCCACCAAAGGGAAAACCCAAAAAGGCAGACACUUAUGAUAUUCAAAGAAUGGGCUUCUCUGCAGAACAGUUGGCCAGAUGGGUUGCAGAACGAACAGAUGUUAAUAUCAGGGUAUUCCGUCCACCCAAUUACAUGGGUGCUGUGAUAAUGGGUUUGCUAGUAGUUCUGAUUGGAGGACUACUCUAUGUGCGACGCAAAAACUUGGAGUUCCUCUACAACAAGACGUACUGGGCAAUUGGAGCUCUGUGUGUAGUAUUUGUCAUGACUUCUGGUCAGAUGUGGAAUCACAUCCGAGGACCUCCUUAUGCCCACAAGAAUCCACAAACAGGACAAGUGAGCUACAUACAUGGCAGCAGUCAAGCACAGUUUGUUGCUGAAACUCACAUUGUCAUUUUUCUGAAUGCCUUGUAUGUUGUUGGAAUGAUUCUUCUCAAUGAGAAGGCAUUUGAAGUCAAAGAGAUUGGAAAACGUAGAAUUGUAGUUAUGGUUGGUUUGGGUCUUGUGGUGUUGUUCUUCAGCUUGCUGCUGUCUGUGUUUCGUUCCAAGUACCAUGGAUAUCCUUACAGUUUCUUGAUAAAGUGAAGUCAGGAGUCCCAUCACUGAAGGAUUUCACUCUCCUAGGGCAUUGCUGUGCUAGAUAUAAAAUAAACCUUUCCUUCUUCUUUACCAAAAUAAGUUAAAACAUUCGCUACAAGAGAUAUUGUAAACUGCAGUACAACAUAUCAGGCAAUUUAACAUCUUUGAAAGUGGUGAAAUAAAAGUUUUUGUUUUCCGUUUUC
Messenger RNA from Pocillopora damicornis (cauliflower coral), 1137 nucleotides. RefSeq names its product dolichyl-diphosphooligosaccharide--protein glycosyltransferase subunit TUSC3. The record is from RefSeq and is a predicted model, not a curated record. Gene Ontology annotation, cellular component: oligosaccharyltransferase complex. NCBI's taxonomy places the organism in Eukaryota, Metazoa, Cnidaria, Anthozoa, Scleractinia, Pocilloporidae.